AAUUACUUCUCCCUCUCCUCUCUCUCUCUCCUCAUAUCAUUCAGAUAUGUGAGAAAACAAAAUCAAAAGAAAAGUUGGUUGAGAGCUAGCUUCAGCUGGUGGUGUGCCGCCAUUAAUGGGGUAAAAUCCUCAAAAGCACAUCAACAACAUAAGAAAGAGAAGAGAAGAGAAAUCUAGCUCAAUUUCAAUGGCUUCUCCCAACACCAAAAGCAGCCAUCUUCAACAACAACAACAAAACCAACCAGUACUCCAUCACCACCAACAACAGCAAAUUCUACAAACUCCAAGCUCCUCCUCCUUCAACUUCCAAAAUCACCACCUCCACUUCCAUGAUCAUCAUCCCAAUAUUGGCAUCAAUCUCCCCUCCAUCUCCCCAAAUUUCAUAACCAAAGAUGGAGCAGGCGAUGAUUUGGGAGAAUUGGAUGAUCAAGCCCUUUUUCUGUACCUCGAUGGCCAAGAACCCUCCACAGCAACAACAACUCCUCAAGACCAAAGAC
Molecule: messenger RNA, 497 nt
Organism: Momordica charantia (bitter melon)
Lineage: Eukaryota; Viridiplantae; Streptophyta; Magnoliopsida; Cucurbitales; Cucurbitaceae
Source: RefSeq, a predicted model, not a curated record